Messenger RNA from Hypomesus transpacificus, 1424 nucleotides. It is a transcript of the gene htr7c, whose product is annotated as 5-hydroxytryptamine (serotonin) receptor 7c. NCBI's taxonomy places the organism in Eukaryota, Metazoa, Chordata, Actinopteri, Osmeriformes, Osmeridae. Gene Ontology annotation, molecular function: G protein-coupled serotonin receptor activity; neurotransmitter receptor activity. The transcript is spliced from 2 exons. Gene Ontology annotation, biological process: chemical synaptic transmission; circadian rhythm; vasoconstriction. Bases 225 to 1424 code for a protein of 399 amino acids. Gene Ontology annotation, cellular component: plasma membrane; dendrite. The record is from RefSeq and is a predicted model, not a curated record.
UUAGACUCUUGAGCAGGUGUAGGCUACUCCUGAGUUGGACAAAAGUGGAGCGGAGGUGAAGUGGGCGCGUGUGCUUCACACCGCUUUAAAAAAAUCUGUUAUAGGUUAUGAAAAAAUGAACAACUGUUGGAACCAAAAUCCGAUCCAUCCUGAUCAAGUAUGCGCGUAAUUGGAAUACUCUGGCGAGGUGUCCCUUGCAUCGCCGCCGGGAUAACGUCGCCGUGAUGUUCAAUACUUCGGGUGUCGAUUCCACUUUCAUUAAGAGAGAGGAUGUUCCCGAAGUUAUCAAUGGCACUCUGGAGCAUUUUUACAACGUCCUCAUCACCAUCGCUCCUACAGCCAUGUGGAACGAGUCAUGCGGGGAGCAAUUACUUCAUUUUGGCGAGGCAGAGAGGAUAAUUAUCGGAGUGAUGCUGGCCAUCAUCACCGCAGUCACAGUAAUGGGAAACACUUUGGUGGUUAUUGCUGUGUGCGUUGUUAAAAAAUUAAGACAGCCUUCUAACUAUCUUCUAGUAUCACUUGCUGUGGCGGACCUCUCCGUGGCUAUAGUCGUCAUGCCCUUUGUGAUAGUGACGGACCUAACGGGGGGCCAGUGGCUUUUUGGUGAAGUGUUCUGCAAUAUCUUCAUUGGUAUGGACGUAAUGUGCUGCACAGCCUCCAUUAUGACCCUGUGUGUGAUCAGUGUUGACAGGUACCUGGGCAUCACCCGCCCCCUCACUUACCCGGCCAGACAGAACGGUCAGCUGAUGGCGAAGAUGAUCCUGGGGGUGUGGCUGGCAUCGGCCUCCAUCACCCUGCCGCCGUUCUGCGGCUGGGCCCAGAACGUCCACACGGGUGGUGUUUGCCUCAUCAGCCAGGACAUUGGCUACACCAUCUACUCCACGGCCGUGGCCUUCUACAUCCCCAUGCUGGUCAUGCUCUUCAUGUACUACAAGAUCUUCCGGGCGGCGCGCAAGAGCGGCGCCAAGCACCGGCUCACCGACCCGGCGCGGCGCGAGCGCCUGGAGACGGUGGCCAGCGAGGCGCUGAGGAUGCAGGGCCUGAAGCCGCCGGGAGUGGCGGAGGAGUGCCUGUCGCGGCUGCUGAACCGCGAGCGCCGCAACAUCUCCAUCUUCAAGCGCGAGCAGAAGGCGGCCACAACGCUGGGCGUGAUCGUGGGCGUGUUUGCCGUGUGCUGGCUGCCCUUCUUCAUCCUGUCCACCGCCCGGCCCUUCAUCUGCGGCGUGACGUGCAGCUGCGUGCCCAUCUGGUUGGAGCGGCUGCUGCUGUGGCUGGGCUAUGCCAACUCCCUCAUGAACCCCUUCAUCUACGCCUUCUUCAACCGCGACCUGCGCGCCACCUACAAGGACCUGCUGCGGUGCCGCUACCGCAACAUCAACCGCCGGCUCUCGGCCGUGGGGGUCCACGAGGCUCUCAAGGUGUAG